Trichomonas vaginalis G3 is the source of this 1818-nucleotide messenger RNA. RefSeq names its product 3'-5' exonuclease protein. The transcript has a single exon. The record is from RefSeq and is a predicted model, not a curated record. Gene Ontology annotation, molecular function: nucleic acid binding; 3'-5' exonuclease activity. Gene Ontology annotation, biological process: nucleobase-containing compound metabolic process. Gene Ontology annotation, cellular component: nucleus; cytoplasm. NCBI's taxonomy places the organism in Eukaryota, Parabasalia, Trichomonadida, Trichomonadidae. The coding region runs from base 1 to 1818 and encodes 605 amino acids.
AUGUUACCUCGUAUUUCUUUUGGCCCGGAUAGUCAACAACUUGAUGAUUUAAUUAAUGUUUUUUGGGAAGAAGGUGAAACUAAACUUGUUGACUUCUUCGAGAACACGCCUGUCUCUGUUACAGUUAUUUCAUCUGAAUCUGAUAAAUUAUCUGAAUGCUUUAAUCAAUUUGACGACGGAAAUGUUAUUUGCAUUGAUUUAGAAUGGAAACCAAAUCGUAAUGAUCAAGCUCACCCUAUUUCUUUGUUCCAAUUUUGUUCUUCAAAAGGAGUUCUCAUUGUUCCUAACUCUUUAGAGGAUGGAACAGACUCAUUACAUAAUUUCCUUCAGGCACACACUUUCUAUGCCAAAGGAAUUUCUCAAGAUAAAAAGAAACUCCGCCAAAUGUUUGAUGAAACUUUUGACAUAAUUGAUAUUGAAAAAUAUUAUUUGACACCAAACAACUUGCCGCUCAAUUUCGAACAAAUGAUAACAACACUUGUAGGAGAACCGAGUGCACAAUUCAAAGACAAGAAGAUGACAACAAGUGAUUGGACAAAAAGACCACUUUCUGUCAAACAAAUUUUAUAUGCAGCAUUUGAUGUUUAUGGCUUGUUUUUAGCUGUUAAAAGUCUUAAAAUGAAAUAUAAAUCACAGAAAAUUGUCCAACCACCGAAACAAAAGUCAAAAAAAGAUAGAAAAAGAAAGGAUAAAACAGAAAAAGUCAAAAAAGAACCAACUCCAAAAUCAUAUCGUCCUGUUUUUACAACAGAUGUUGCAUAUCGCGGUUCAGAAAUAUUCGAUAAGAGUAUAAUAAGGAAAGAAAAGAUUUAUGAGCCCACAAAAGAGUUUGGACCCAAACAAACAAUGUUAAAUCAUUAUUUGGCAACAGGUGAAGUGACAAAUAAUUUUUGUCAUAUUUGUCAAAAAGAAUUUGAUGACAUUAAAAGCCAUGUUUGGGAUUUUCAUGGUGAAAUCAUUCCAAAUCUUUAUUUUCCUUGUCAAACUCCUUCUUAUCUAAAGAGAGUUAUUCAUGAAAUUAUUUUGGGGUUAUCUGUUUUCAAAGAAGUUGAAGAAAACAACUGGGAAUGUCAAAUAUGUCAUCGUAAACUUAACACAAUUCAUAUUGCAUUUACACACGCGAGAUUAGAGCAUGCGAAAAUGAUAAAGCAAAUGCCGGACAUGAAAUUGAAAGAUAUUGUAUAUUCGUACUAUAAAAUGGAGAAGAGAAUUCGCGAAGAAAAUGAUCAUUUCUAUUUCGAUUCUACUGAAUUUGACAAUGAAGAAGAAUUGAAAGAUUACGCAUGGACAAAUCAUGGAACUAUUUUAUCCAGUAUGUGGAAACAUUCACCUACAUGUUAUAAUGAUGAAGACAUUUACAGUGAUGAAGUUAUGAAUCUCGGAAUUGACUGCGCAAAUAAAUUAAAGUUUGGCGAAGUCAAUCAUGGAAUUUUGUCAUGUUUCGAUUGUGGAAUUGGAUUUGAUUCUCCUUGUGAACUGUUUGUCCAUUUAUUUCAUAAACACACACAGAUUUUUGCAUUGCAAAAGGAAGAUAUUCCUGAGGAUUAUCCUUUGAUUUGCUAUAAAAUCCCUGGAGAAUUCAAUAGAAUAUUAAUGAGGUUCACUCUUGAUAAUGCAAUUGAAGAACUUGUUAAUGCAAUGGUUUUGGAGAGAAAGAGUGAAAAUCAGUAUGAUUUGAAAUGUGCUGAUUGCAAUGUUGAUAUGAAUGAUGAAAACUCAACUUGGGAGCAUUUAUCACAUCAUCAUUUAGUCUGCGUUUUCAGGAAAUCUAAAGUAAUGAAUUUCUCUAGUAGUGAUGAAGAAAAUGCGAACGAGUAA